This is a messenger RNA of Galendromus occidentalis (western predatory mite), 2466 nucleotides long. RefSeq names its product mediator of RNA polymerase II transcription subunit 16-like. Gene Ontology annotation, molecular function: protein binding. Gene Ontology annotation, biological process: positive regulation of DNA-templated transcription. The record is from RefSeq and is a predicted model, not a curated record. The coding region runs from base 1 to 2466 and encodes 821 amino acids. Gene Ontology annotation, cellular component: mediator complex. Lineage: Eukaryota; Metazoa; Arthropoda; Arachnida; Mesostigmata; Phytoseiidae. The transcript has a single exon.
AUGGAACAGGUAUUCUUCUCGAAACCCGACACUCCAGGAAUUGAAGGUGUGUCCUCCGCGAAACGAUCGUCUCGAUGUUCAUUGUCCUGCCGGAACGUUUUCGCGUUCGCGGUGACUGAAGCCGAUGACCGGGGAGCUAUUCUCAAGUCUGUGAUCAAUGUGCUUGAUCUCAAUGUGCCGUCGCUACACCAUAAGGUGGCGGAUCACGACAGGCCGAUUAAGUGCGUCGAAUGGGACCGGAAAGGAACCCGAUUGCUGAUUUGUGACGAAGCAGGUUUAAUUCUGAUCUUCCGCAUGCGAGACCACUUCCUCGAUCGUUGGAAUCUGAUCCUGAGAUGCGACAACCCUGGAGAGCGAUUUCUGACUGUGGCUUGGUUCCACAAUGGGGGGACAAUUUCGAUCCACGCCGACGAGGACGACGACUGCGUCGCAAGUCCCCACUAUGAGCUCAAAUACGCGAGCGAGAAGUUCUCCCCGUCUGUACCGUGUGAAGAUCAUCGCAAUUGUCUCGAAGGUUGUGUACUCGUCAGUGCCACGGGCGUCGUUUCUGUGAUUAUCCUAAUCAAAGGAGGCUACAAUCUGAUGAAGGAAAGAUUAUCUCUCUCCCUGUGCACCAUCCGUCAAAUUGAUAUCUGUCAUGGAUCGUCCGGAACCUUAUUGACGGCAAGCAGCGAUGGCCUGCCCUCUUCUGCAGUGAAUAUCACGCGACUGUCCUUGGAAUUGCGAGGGAGUAGAUUCAGAUUACUCCGCUAUCCUUUCAAAAGCUUCUAUCCCGUUUUUCCGGCGGAUCAAAGAACGCGGGCACGCGUGACUCAUUUACGCUUCCUGACCAAAGAAGUUCUCCGUGCGGAUUUCGUCGGUGUCGCGCUCAUGGUCUGCGUGUCCGACAACGAAUGCAGCUUCGUGGAAUUAUGGGAGUACAAACAAGGAGCAACCCACGUUCACAGCGUGCUUGGGGAUGCGGAGCCUAGGCUCAUUCCGAAAUGGCGCGUACACGCUACGACCUCCUGCGAUUCCCUUAUCACGGCUGUGGCGACCUAUAGGCGAAGUCUUUUCAGAAUGGCACCCUAUCCUUGUCCCAUAGUCGUGGCUUCUGAAGAUCAAACACUACGAUGCUUUUCGCGGGUAGGACUCACUGCCAUCAGCAAUUGUUCUAUUCUACCGGCCCCGCCAGCAGACAGCAUUUCCAAGUAUGCUGAGAUGGAAAUGUGUCUCAGCAAUACUGGAAGUAUUUUAAUGAUCGUGAAUGCGUACUCGAGACAGAUUUCCAUGUUCAGAAUGGGGCUCCUGCCAGAUUUACCCACUCGUUUUUCCAACAGAGUCUGGUACUCGACUACGCUGCUUGAGUACUGUUUAGUGUCUGGCGACGAUUGCUUAGACGUUUUAUUGAACACACCUCCAGAUUUCAUCAGAGAGGUGAUCGAGAAACUCGAUACCGACUUCGAAAUUCAGCCAGAUAGGAGCCGCCUCCUCCCUUCCUACCAGGCUUUGAAAGGCCACGUGUUCCGUACUUUCGACUUGAGGCUAGAGGCGAGUUGUUUCGUGAAAAUGAGGCUGUACCUGAUAAGCGAGCACAUCAGAGAUCUGUUGAAGGCGACCAGGAAAGCCGUGAUGCCGGAAUUGGAAAAAAUCAAAAACAUGGUCAAGAAUUAUCAAUACAGACUCGAUGUGUGUGCCGAUCAGUUGAGCUCGCAGGAUUUCUGCUUGAAUGAGGCUAUUCUCGUGUCCUGUCAAUACCAUAUUCAGUGGGUAAAUGAUCUCGCACUGAACUUCGCCAUCUCGACGCCGGACCAUGAACAUCCAGGGAAGACCGUAGCCCCUUUCGACUUCGUCUUGGACGUCGAGAGCAUUCAAGAAAUCCGAGAGCUCUUGGUGAUUUUCGAAACCUGUAAACGGCAAAACCCCGCCUGCCAGCCCCGCUACAUGAGGUUGCCUGCUGAUAAAGAUAUCAUGGGAUGGACAUUUCGAAAAAUGAGUUUGGCUCUCCUGCUGCAUCAAUUACAAUGGAGACUGGAAGUCAUCCGAGACUCUGCUGUACUCGUAGGGGAGCAUUCUGAGCACUUGGAUGUGCCAAUGUAUGAUUCGAUGAUGACCUUCUCGAAAAUAUCUUGCGAAGGCUUCUGCAGGCCGGAGUUGUUCUCGCGAAACUCACCAGUCGAAGUCAGAUACGGUGCCCCUGCAGAUUACGUGGCGGGUUCGUGUAUCUCAUUACGGAGUAUCGAUGGUUAUUUGCCGGUUCUACCGCCGUCGAUGCCCACAGGAAUUGUGUUUGUGGGGAGAAUUGGCGUUUACGUACGGCGGUGUACCCGCUGUUUCAGGAUAGGAUUGAUAAGGAGAGAACGUUGCGGCAAGACUGUUCUCGGGAAAGAGUCUCUUUGGACUGAGAACUGUCCUUGUGGGGGUCAGUGGACCCGCUUCCCCACAAAUCUGUUACGUGAUCUCAAUUGGGACGGCAUCUUGCAAUAA